UCUAGAUAAGAUAACAGGGGUGGCAAUACUUGCCAUAUUACCCCACUCUCCCCUAUUCCUAAACUCUGGUACUUCUACUUUUACUCAAAUACACGAUCUGAGUACUUCUCCACUUCUGAGUGUGACCUUACUGAAAAGAUCAUGUUGUUCAUUCCUGGUUUUGUUGCGUGAGCAAUUCACGUGCAAUCUGUGCGUGAUAAACCUGCCCUGAAACGAAAGUGAAAGAAAAGCUUCUUUAAAAAGUAAACCAUCACAUCAGUUUCCGAGUAAGAGAUAUUCAAGUGGAUUUAAUGGAACUAUAAAGGAUAUCGUUGCAGUACCUUUUUUUUCUUUUUAUUUCCGUUUUUGAAACAGCCUUGAUGUUAUUAGGACAAUAUUUCGUAACAUCAUGGAAAAUGCUGACGAGAUGAACCAUUGGCAGGAGACUGCAGUCAAUGGGAAACAUUAUGAGUGGCAGCUGUCAAAUGGACAUCUAUGGCUGCCAAUCGACAAUGACCAUUUGAUCGAGACCCACUACUGCCAACCUGGAGCUAAAGGAAUCACCAUCAACUUCAAACAUAUGAAGGUGUUCAUAGAAUUUGAUGAGCUGCUGACUCAGAAUGUAGAUCUGAAGGUGCAGAGACUGAGUUUCCUCCCUCAGGGCCAGACGGAGGACAUAGGCUGGUACUUCAGAGAUGACCAGCUGUGGCGUGAAUUUGGAUCCCAGAGCUCCAACAUGCAGUCCUCGUCCAUCAGCAGUGGAGAUGUGGAGCGUCAGUUCACUCUUAACCCUCGAGGAUCUUUCAACUUCACAGUGUGCUCCUCAAGCUACUCACUCGACUUCUCAAUCAUGACACAAACAAACUGCGUCACAGGCCUGCGCAGAAAUCUACGAAGGCGUCCAAAAUUCACUUUCAACGCAGAGAGCCGUUCCUCCACUUCAGCUUCCUCCUCCAAGCUCACAGGUGGAGGCUACAGGUGGGAGUUCAUGGGAGACGAGGGUAUAUGGACUGAAUACAAAGCAAAUGUAUGUUCAUUUGAUAGCGCUGCCCUUGAGAGACAAUACCAGCUGAAUCCUCAGGGCCAACAUCCCUUCAAGAUCAGAGGAUUUUCAUACACGCUCGACUUCUCUAGCAUGAGUCAAGUCAAUGACACUAUCGGGACCAGGAGAGCAGUGAGGAGGACUGCUGACUCUGGGAGUCAACAGGACAGCAGUUUGGGCACUUCACCACGAUGGCAGUUUCAGGAUAUCGGUGGAAUGUGGAAAGAUUAUUUAAAUUCCAAAAGCAGCAUUUCCAGUCAGGACAUUGAGCGGCAGCACCAACAGACCCCGUCAGGCUCCAUGAAGUUUACCGCCAACAGGUUUAGCUAUGAGCUAAACUUCUCAGCCAUGACUCAGAAGAACAUGUCUACAACCACCACCCGAUCAGUGAGGAGACUCAGCCAGUGACUGUGGGACGUCAACAGAUGUAGAAGUUGUCUUAAUGUUGAUCCUCACACUGACCUCACUUCCUGCCUCAGGUUGUCUCUCAAUAGAAUUAUUCUGCAUUGAUUUUCACAAACUGUCUUUCAUUUUGCUUAUUGAAUGACACAAUAGGAUUACUUUAAACAUGAAGUUGUCAGGGAUUUUUCAUAUUGACUAAUUUAAAGGGGACCUAUCAUGCAAAAUGCACUUUUGUACGUCUUUUAUACAUGAAUAUGUGUCCCCGGUGUGUCAGGGAACUCACCAAGUGUCAGAAAACACAACCCUCUCUCUUUUCCUCCAUACCCAAAUCUCUAAAAACGGGGCUGUAACGGAUCUGAUACAGACUGAUCCAGAUUUGAAAUAUCUCUGACGUCAGAAACAAGGAGCUCCGCCUAUAUGGGAAACUC
Gymnodraco acuticeps is the source of this 1851-nucleotide messenger RNA. RefSeq lists its product as uncharacterized. Bases 389 to 1429 code for a protein of 346 amino acids. The record is from RefSeq and is a predicted model, not a curated record. The transcript has 11 exons. Gene Ontology annotation, molecular function: zinc ion binding. NCBI's taxonomy places the organism in Eukaryota, Metazoa, Chordata, Actinopteri, Perciformes, Bathydraconidae.